GGUUCCACUCCCAGCCAGUCUGACCGAGGCGGGUGUGUUGCUGGUGGUGUGUGACUGCCCGCUCCCUCUCUCUCUCCUCCUCUCACUCUCUCACACAGUGUACACCGCAAGCUUUUUCACCCAGCAGUUACUUCCAAACCUCCCUUCUCUUCUUCACUGUGUUUCUGAAACCUGACAUACGUGGAAACCGCCAUCUGGAAACCUUGUGCGGUUGUUAGUGUGUGGGUUUCAGUUUUUAAAGAAGGAUAUUUACCUAGUUUUAAUAGUGCCCAUGUGGAUGGUGUGUGUACAGUGACUUGGGUGAUCACCAUAAGCGUGUCAUCCAUCGCAGUGGUUGACUUACAGUGCCCAUCCGGGAUAGUACAGUGACUUGGAUAACAGUAUGGUGUUGUAAGUGUCGGCAACUUACUGAAGAACAGAUUCGGUGAUUGGAAAGACGUCACUAAGCUCUCAGGUGGUGGUGUGAGCGGUGUGGCAGUAGAGACGAACUUCCCUGCUGGUGUGGGCGGGAUGGCGGGCAGUGUGUGGGUGGGGCUGAGUGCCAGUGUUCUCGUAGUACUGCUGCUGGGACCUGGCAUCACCUUGGCCGUACAGUUGCCACCACGUGUGAGGGCCUCUGAGGGUGAGAUGCACUUGACAGAGGGUCAGACUGGAGCUGUGUUGGAGUGUGUGCUAGAUGUUGGUGAUGACCCUAUCUCUUACCGCUGGCUCAAGAAUAACGAACUGGUCACUGGCACCUUAGGGUACGCCUACCGAGGGUAUCGUCAGGUCCUCCUCGCUCUCCAUCCAGUCGAGAGGCAACAUGCAGGCAUCUACACCUGCGAGGCAUCCAAUAGUGAGGGGGUUGAUUCCGCUGACAUCCAGGUCAAUGUUGGAAGGAGUGAUGCUCUGCUCCCCAACAAUGCUGAGUUACCUCAUACUGAUGGAAUACUGAGUGACAUUGCUACGUCCCUGAGUGACGUACUGGCAGAGGGGGAAUGUGCGUGUGACACCCUCUUCUUGCUUCACUCCUCACCUGAUGCUCCUCCAGGGAACCUUCCAGCCCAAGCUAACUUAAUAUACACAAUUGCCAGUAGCAUUAUUUCAGAAACUAACAGAGUAAGUUUGAUGACGUACUCAGACUACACAAGCUCAAAGUUAUCUUUUAAAAAGGGAGUGAAUCGCUGUGCUCUACGAAAUGCCUUCAAUGACCUCUCACAGGAGAAGUGGACUACCCGUAUACAGCCUGUUCUCAGAGAAGUUUUUAAGAAAUUUAGGAAAUCUAAGGCAAAUUGCAAAGUGAUAUUUCUGCCCAUCUUUGGCUCGCUUGGGACAGAGGGUGCAGACUUGAUAGAAGCACAGCACCUAAAGAAAAUCGGUGCCAAGAUCUUCAUCCUGGAAAUAACGCCCGAACCCAUAGAAGGAGUGAUGGAAAUGGCAUCCAAACGUGGUGACGGGCAGCCCUACCACUGGCGGGUGCCCCUCCGCAUCUGGUCUACCAUUGUUAUGUACAUGAAGUAUAUGACCGAGGAACUUGUCGGCUGUAUGUCUGAGGCAGAGGACAUACCUAACAAAUGUGUGGGUGCUGGUGGUGCAUGUACAAACAGCAGUAAGUGUGAUGGCAUUAACUACGGCUGUAUAAAUGGCCAGUGUCAGAUGCUUCAGUGCAAGGAGGAUGCCUCGAGCCCAGAAUGUUGCAACAAUUAUGAUCAGUAUUGGUGCGGUGACGUCACAAAUCAGUGCACAUCCAAAAGCAACAAAUGUGACGGUCACUUCCAGUGUAUGAACGGUGCUGACGAGGACAGCUGUUGGUCGAGCCCGUGUCCCUCCGACAAGGUAGCACGUUGCCAGAGUAGCACACUGUGUCUUGGCCUGAUGGACCUGUGUGAUGGUGAACCAGCCUGCCCGGGAGGAGAAGACGAGGACCCACGCUUCUGCAAGUCCUUCCCCUGUCCUGUCAAUAGACCCUUCAGAUGCCGUAGUGGAAAGUGUAUUGAGAAACAGAAUCUGUGUGACGGCGUCUUCAAGGACUGUGAGGAAGGUGAAGACGAAGCCCUGGACUACUGUACACAUGUUCACGUCUGCCCCAACAAUCACCCCAUCAAGUGUGACUAUGGCAUAUGCAUUGCUGAGAAGAUGAUAUGUGAUGGCUCAUAUAACUGUCUUGAUGCAAAAGAUGAACUGGUAUGUGAGAGAAGAAAUUGUCCCGCUGAUCGGCAGUACAAGUGCUUAAGCGGUAUAUGUAUCAGCAUGGAUAAGGUUUGUAAUGGCAUAGAGGACGGAUGUGAUGAUGGCUCUGAUGAGAAGAAUUGCACGAGUUUCCCCUGCCCUACAAAUCGCGACUUCAAGUGUGGCAAUGGUCAAUGUAUUGCUCGAUCGCUCUUAUGUGACACGCAUGACGACUGUGGCGAUAGAACUGAUGAACGUAACUGCGACCCAACGACCACACCAAAGCCAGCUAAGCCAGCCAAACCAACCGAGACACAGAAGCCAGAGGAGCCAGCUUGUAGGGAGGGAGAAUUUUUGUGUGAGAGCGGCAUCUGUAUACAAGAGAAGAGGAUCUGUGAUGGGAGAUGGAAUUGUCCCAAUGGUGAAGACGAGAUCAACUGCAAAUCUCGCCCGUGUCCGUCUCAGCGACCACAUAAGUGUGGUGACGGUACCUGUGUGGUUUCGGCUUCGCCUUGUGAUGGUGUUGAAGAUUGUGAAGAUGCUUCUGAUGAAAUCAACUGUACUCAUAUACAUUGGGAUUAUAAAGAUAAUGAAGAUGAAGAUGAUUAUAAUGACUAUGAUGACUCUGUCUACUCUUUCUAUGACCGCGAUAUGGUACCAGUAAAGGGGGCAUUGCCAGAAGAUGAGGAGCCAAUACCUUCAGAAGAGCCAGUACCAGAGGAAGAGCCGGUACCAGAAGAAGAGCCAGUAGCAGAGGAAGAACCAGUACCAGAGGAAGAGCCAGUACCAGAGGAAGAACCAGUACCGGAAGAGGAGCCAGUUCCUUCAGAAGAGCCAGUUCCAGAGGAAGAACCAGUACCAGAGGAAGAGCCAGUACCAGAGGAAGAACCAGUACCAGAGGAAGAGCCAGUACCAGAGGAAGAACCAGUACCAGAAGAGGAUUCAAUAUAUGAUGAGUACCCAGAGGAAUACGAGUACUACAGUGAAGAGCUAGAUGAGGAGGUUGGUGAUGAAACAUUUUUAGAGGAUUCUUCACCAGGGGAAUAUCCCAUGAAAAUUGAUGAGCAGCUGCCACGAGAAACACACAUGCACCCUAAUGAUGUAAAUGAUGAGGAUCUUGAAGACCCUGAUGAAGUUAGAACUGUACUUGAAGAAGUUGAACCUCCAGCAUCAGCUUCAAGUGAACAAGGAGUAUCUGCUAGUCCCUGUGUGGCGCCCAUCUGUACACUCAUUAUAGCACCAAUGUUCGUCAUCAGUUUUCGAUAUGUGUGGACGAGGUGAAGUGCAAUAGCUCGAGUGAAUCUCUAUUGCUCUGAUCUUUAUUGAAGUCCAUCCCAAGAGGCUAAAUGCUACUUGUUUUCCAUGGAAGUAUUAAGAUGUCUUGGGUAUAUACCUGAGUACUGUAGUCCCAGAUGUUUGGUUCUUUUUUAUUUUUUAUUUUUAUUAUUAUUCUUCUUGUCAAAUGUGUAUACUGCCACUGUACAAUACUUUCUUACACUUACCAUAUCACUUGUAUUAUUUGCUAAUGAUCAGAAAUACACAAAAAAAGAGAGAAAUAACUAUAAGUGUGGAAGUUGUGCAGAGUGAAAGAUACUUACGAUUGUGUUACGAUUUUAUCUUUGCCAGGAAGGAUCAGCUUUGGUGGCUUUUAUGUAUAUUUUAUUUUAUUUUAUGUUUCAUUAUAGUGUUACUGAAACAUACAUUCACUCGCCAGUACAUGAGAAACAAUUUGAUGUACAUGUUAUUUAUAUACUUUUUAAUGAGAUAAAAUUAUAGUAGGUUCGGAUAUCGACAAUAUCUGGAUAUUAUUAUAAGUAUGUUUGGUUUUAGUUUGUACAAUUGUGUGGGAGCAUCACAUAAGGUAGAGUACAUGUUACGGUUUUAUCAGGUAAUUUGAUAAACUAUUUUUUCCACUUUAUUAAUGUCUUACUAAGCACAUUUGGGUUUUAAGUUGUUCAUUGUAUUGAUUAGUGAAAUACAAAUAUUGUUAAGUAUUCUCCAUGAAAACUUUUUGAGAGUAAGAGUAUGAGUUGAAAUGAUAUUAUCUUGUAUAUAUAGGUAAUGAAAGUGUACAAUGGUAUCCAAAGAAUUAGAAGAACUCUGGGAAUUUCAUCUGAUGCUGAAGUUGAUAGCCCUGUGAGAGACGUUGUUCUUCAGUUUGGGCCAAUGCUCUGGGGAGUGUAUGAUAAUUAGGAGGCAAGACUUUUGCUGAUUUAAUCAAGCUUUACUAUUUAAGCUUGACAUCACAUGCAAAAAUAUAUGAACAGUAUCCUAGUUAACUCCUUCCAGGUCUGUUUAUAUUUCAGUUUAAUUUCUUAAGCUACAAAGUCUGUACCCAAGAAACUGUAUGUGUUGAGUAGGAGCUGUUGUCCUUUUACAGGUCUUCUUAACUACAAGUUUGGUUCAUUGAAUGGUAGGAAGUGAGGCCACAGUCAUGAUGUAGCUCAGUACACUCCAGUCAACGGUCAGGUUCCCAAAUGUGAACCAAAAUAACCAGAGUUAUUUAGGUGAUAUGUGUAGAACGCCCUCCGUUGUCCACAGAUGUUCACCAUAACGUCUCCCUAUGCAUAAUAUUAGAAGUAUAGUUUAAGGAUCUGUAGAGGGUCAUUGUUCUAAUGUAAAUAUAAAAAAAUAGAAGAAAUUUAAGACAGUGACCACAACUUGUAUACAUUAGAAGCAUAACUUAUCAUUGGUUGUUUGCCUCACACCUGCUGUAGCUGCAUCACACUAAGUAAAUGUGUCAAUUGCAGUUGUCUGAGAAUAAAGUAGUUAAUUGCAUGCAGGUGUAGUUAUAAAUGGUUUUAGUUGUAUACAUAUGUAGAUAUUCUUGGUUGUUCCUCUUCACAACUGUGGUCACAUAAAGCUGUCGCUACUGUACUGCACAGCACAACUAAUGUAUAGCUGCUGUUACUUAAAACUGUAAGUACCUACAGUUGUUAUUGCUUGAAGUUAUACAGUAUAUUCCUACAGAUGGUUUUAUUUAAUUAUAAACUGACUCAGUAUAGUCAAUAUACAGUUUAUGAAGCCUUGGUUGAAAACAUUUGUUGUUGCGAUCAUUUGUACAAAUUAUUUUACUUUGUGGUCUGGACUGAGUGUUUCAUGUAACUGGUCCUACAGUGAAGGCUGAUGUGUCAAGAUAAGACAUUAAAUUGUGCUCAGACAGUUCUAAUUUAUUGCAAUAUGUUAAUUUUGCAAUAGCAGAAUCUCCUUUCAAUAAAAAAAAGUAUACAUAUUACAAAAUGAAGUAAUACAGUGUGUAGAUUGACGUAAAUAAUUGUUUAGAAAAUCAUAUAGCGAUAAGUUGGUGGGGCAAAUUUACAUUAAAAGAAAUACAGUACAGUAGUUACAUAUUAUUUUAUCUUUGUUUUUCUUAAUUGUUUUUAAAAACAGACAGUACUGUAUUUAUCAUAGCAUAAAAGACAUGUGUUAGACAUAAUACUGUACAAGGAAUAAGAAAACUUGAGAUGAAUUUAAUUAAAUAAUUAUACAGUAUAUGUAUUUAUGAUUAUUGCAAACAUUCUUAUGCUUUCUGAUAAAGUAUUGAAAAUAGAUUCCCUAAGAAGCUGCCAGGUGCAGAGUAAACUUUUAUCUCUAGUAUUUAUCAUUACAACACUUAAUUGACAUCAUGUUGGCUACUUCAGGAAUGAGUUGUUUAACAUAACUAUUUGAUAAUCUGAACUUGUAAAACAACAAUGUGAAUAUUGUAUGCAAGACUUAGAGUUAGGAUACUACUGCCUCUUUUUACAUUACAUACUAUAUUACAUCCUGCAGUCUGUGAGGGAGCUGUGAGGUCUGAUGGCAUCCCUUCAAUAUGAGUCGAUGAAAAUCUCCUUCUCACAUGCCCCUUACCUCAAUGCUGAGGUGUACAGUUGCCUGCACUUGAGCCUGGUAGAGUGACUGAUGCAUUUUAAGAGAUGUGGCAUCUCUGUUUGUUUACAUCAUAUUAAAACUCCUGGAGUGGCUGUAAGGAAACUCACAAUUGUAGCUGGUCUAGGGAUGCAAAAUUAGCAUUCCACAGAGUUGCCACAUAUCACAAAACAUGCCAGUAUUGCCACAUAUCACAAAACAUGCCAGCCUUUGUACUGUACCAGGUUUAACCAAAGGCGACUGUUUGUAUUGUUAUUUUUUAUUUAAUAUACUGUAUAUACAGUAUACGCAUUUCUUGUGUGUAAUAUUUCCUGAGAGGUUAAUAAAGUAAAAAUUUAUUAUUCUUGCCAGUAAGAUUUAAAGGCAGACUUGUGUCUAUGGCUGUACACACACACAUACACAUAUGUAUGUAUGUAUUUACACUUAAUCCCACAUACAGUACAGUUCAUACACUUAUUGGUUGAUCAGGAUGAUCUGUAAGGUCUAGGAGGAUUAAUGACUGUAAUGCUUAACUGUUUGUAUCUCAACCUUUAUUGGCAUUAGAUAUAAAUGACAAAAUUAUCUCUGUUGUGUGUCCGUAUAAAACUGGAGGAAGUGACAGUAGCUGUGUCUGUCAGUCUUCAUCUGCUUCUAAAUGGUGAUGUUUUUGUAUCAGUGUAAAGUAACAAGAUUUAUUUCCUUCUUGAAAAUCUAUUGCCAAGUUCUCAUUCAACUUUUACAUCAGGUGAAAAUAUCUAGAAGAUGAGAUUUAUAACUAUGUGGGUUGUUCUAUAAGUGAUAAAACUGUACUGAUAAUCCUAUAUGCACAAAAUUCCACACUUGGUUUUGAUUCACUGGGAACACUGACAUGGAGUGGUGUUCCCUCUGGUCCAAAACAGUUAACCUGCCUUUGAUGAUACAGCAGUGUAGGCAUGAGAGGUAGAGAGGUGAUUCUGUACAUAGUGUAUAGUAUAGUGACUCCUUUAAUCCAUAAUGUUAAUAAUUCAACUUAUAUAAGAUUGUAUUACAUAAUAAAUGUAUCAUAAAGUUA
Molecule: messenger RNA, 7045 nt
Organism: Homarus americanus (American lobster)
Lineage: Eukaryota; Metazoa; Arthropoda; Malacostraca; Decapoda; Nephropidae
Exons: 16
Coding region: 511-3429 (972 amino acids)
Molecular function (GO): protein binding
Source: RefSeq, a predicted model, not a curated record